Molecule: messenger RNA, 2971 nt
Organism: Elgaria multicarinata webbii
Lineage: Eukaryota; Metazoa; Chordata; Lepidosauria; Squamata; Anguidae
Gene: SLC24A4
Product: solute carrier family 24 member 4
Exons: 17
Coding region: 196-2025 (609 amino acids)
Biological process (GO): calcium ion transmembrane transport; sensory perception of smell; intracellular calcium ion homeostasis
Cellular component (GO): plasma membrane
Molecular function (GO): calcium, potassium:sodium antiporter activity; calcium channel activity
Source: RefSeq, a predicted model, not a curated record
CAGCUGCCCCCUUGCCUGCGUGUUUCCUCGCCUCCCUGACUCUUGAUGCCGGACCCGUUUCCUUGAUGCGUGUCUCGCCCUUGGUCGUGAGGAUGGAACCCUCCACGGGGGUCCCCUCCGAGUGAGUGCCCCGCUUGCAAAGACACGGAGGUAAGGAAGAGGCUGCCAGCCGCGUCCAGCCGGCCCCGGAUCGCCAUGGGGCUGGAGGUACAGCCGAUCGCCCCGCCGAAACCUCCCCUCUUCAAGCUGAGGAAAGUUCGCAAGAGGCGGGAGAUGCUGCUGCAACAGCUCGGCUUCAUCUGCGCGAUCCUCUUCUUCGUUUGGUGCAUGUCCAGCCUUCUCUCCAAGCUAGGACAAGAGUCAGCUAUUGUCGACAAAAAUGUUCUGUCAGAAUUAUGGAGGAAUAGAAGAUUGAUGGCAUCAAAUAAUGAGUCACAUGAAGAAAAGAACUGCACGGAGCCAGCAAUUCACGAAUUCCCUGAGGAUUUAUUCACAAAUAAAGAAAGGAAGAAAGGAGCGGUAUUGCUUCAUAUUAUUGGUGCUCUGUAUAUGUUCUAUGCCUUGGCUAUUGUAUGUGAUGAUUUCUUUGUUCCAUCUUUAGAGAAAAUUUGUGAGAAACUACAUCUGAGUGAAGAUGUUGCAGGAGCCACAUUUAUGGCUGCAGGAAGCUCAACCCCAGAAUUAUUUGCAUCUGUCAUAGGUGUGUUUAUCACUCAUGGUGAUGUUGGAGUUGGAACCAUUGUUGGUUCGGCCGUUUUCAAUAUCCUCUGCAUCAUUGGUGUCUGCGGAAUCUUUGCUGGACAGGUGGUCCGUCUCACCUGGUGGUCCGUGUUCAGGGACUCUGUCUACUACACGCUGUCUGUGAUUGUCCUUAUCGUGUUUAUAUAUGAUGAGAAAAUCGUAUGGUGGGAAAGCCUUAUACUCAUCGUUAUGUACUUGUUCUAUAUACUUAUCAUGAAGUAUAAUGUGAAGAUGCAGAAAUUCUUUACUAUCAAAAGCAUGAAUGUUGGGAAUGGCAACACUGUCAACAGCGAAUUGGAAGAUGGUAAUGAAUCUUAUGACAUUUGCUGGGAUGACCCUUCAAUGCCACUGCUGUGGAAAGUGAAGGGAACACAACAGUAUGGCCAAAAUUCCGUUGUCAUGGUCGAUGAGAUUAUUUGUUCCAGUCCUCCGAAAUACCGUUUCCCUGAAGCUGGCUUGCGAAUAAUGAUUACAAACAAAUUUGGGCCAAGGACCAGGCUACGGAUGGCAAGCAGGCUGAUCAUUAAUGAGCGCCAGCGACUAAUUCACUCAGCUAACGGCAAGCUGGUCCAGAAUGGGAAACAUGAGAAUAUUGAAAAUGGGGCCAUCCAUGUUGAUAACCAAGAAGAGGAGAAUGAACAUAUCAGCCUGUCCCCAUUUUCACCGCCAGAAGGAAAAAUGGACAAAGUCAAAUGGAUCCUGACCUGGCCAUUGAUCUUUCUCCUCUUCUUCACCAUCCCAAACUGCAGCAAACCACGCUGGGAGAAUUUUUUCAUGCUGACUUUCAUCUUAUCCACCUUUUGGAUUGCAUUCUUUUCCUACUUUAUGGUCUGGCUGGUUACAGUGAUUGGUUACACUCUAGGGAUACCUGACGUUAUCAUGGGCAUUACUUUCCUAGCUGCAGGAACUAGUGUACCAGACUGCAUGGCCAGUUUGAUAGUAGCAAGACAAGGCCUAGGUGACAUGGCAGUGUCCAAUACAAUCGGCAGCAACGUGUUUGACAUUCUUGUGGGCCUUGGACUACCAUGGGGCUUGCAGACUAUGGCGGUUAAUAGCGGCUCAUCUGUUAAGAUAAACAGCAAAGGACUAGUGUAUUCUGUUGUGCUUCUCCUGGGGUCUGUAGGUCUUACUGUUGGUGGGAUCCACAUCAAUAAAUGGAAACUUGACAAGAAACUGGGCAUCUACGUGCUCAUCCUUUACGCCAUCUUCCUUUGUUUUUCGAUACUGAUCGAGUUUAACGUCUUCACUUUUGUCAACUUCCCAAUGUGCCGAGAAGAUGACUGACAGACACUGCCGAUGGACGUCAUCUGGACAUAUUGUGCUAUAACUGACAGGAGACAUUUUACAUUUCUACCUGCUUUUUAUCCAAAAUCUCAGUGUCUUUCCUGCUUCAUCACCUUACAAGCACUUUUCCUCUACUUGGAAAGAAAACCGAUGUUUCAUUGAAUAACACGCAAGCUCAAGGCAACCAAAGCAUUUUUUUUCUUUUUCUUCCUCUUUGGAUGUUACUGCUCCAUCAUGCAACUCUGUGGAUCUCAUGCAGAACUUGCAAAAAGCCCAGUGGUUUUCAUUGUCUUUUAGGCAGGCGAGCAUCACCAAUAUCAAGUUUAAUGUGAUGUCUGGUAAAAACACACACACACACCUAUCUUCCUUUUUAUUGCAUAUGGGUUUCCAAAUAAGAGGAAAAGAGAAUGGGUCAGGAUUUUAUCUUGGCUCAUUUCAAGCAACUCAGCCAUGCACUCUAAUGCACUUACUAUGACAUGCACUACUAAGAACUUUCCUUCUCCCUUUCAAGUGCUCUGUUUAUAGAGAACUUUCACUGAUGCUGAAGACUCUUUGGUGGUAUCCAGUAGUACUCUGUCACCUUUUUAUUAUUCUAAAUAAAGGAAACUAUGAAAGACGCAAGAACAAUUCCACCAGGAAAGAGAAGGAAAUGGUUAAUGCUAUAUUACUGACGAUGUAAUUCCAAAUAUCAUGGAACCUGAAAUACAGCAAACUGGAUAUCCAUACUUGAAAAUUACAACACAUUGCUCUACAAUCAGUGGGAACAAUGGUUAAUAUCAAGAAUGACUAUAUAUGGAAUAUUAAGCUUAUAAGUCAAAAAGUUGUGCCAGUAAGUGUACCCCUUAAUCUUAGAGGAAAACAGAAAACUAAUAUCCUGGGUACUCAGUAAACUACUGGUGAUGGUAAUCAUCUGAAAAAUGUGAGUCUGAUCCAAAUGCCCACCAUA